This is a messenger RNA of Parascedosporium putredinis, 807 nucleotides long. The record is from the annotation of a GenBank genome assembly. Lineage: Eukaryota; Fungi; Ascomycota; Sordariomycetes; Microascales; Microascaceae.
AUGCCUCAACGCGACAUCGCACAGCUUCACGAUUCCUCCCAUCUCAUAGACUCGAGCCCUCGAGUACCAAUUGGCCCUCUUCCCACUUGCAUCGAGACUACUACACCUUUCUCUGCCACCUCAACCUACCCACCGAAGCCCUCAAACACCCUCCCCCGAAGGCUGGACCUCGAUCCCCGCCGAACCCCUCCUCGCCCACGGCCGAGCGACGCCGUCAUCGACCUCCUCCAGCACCUCCCCUACCUCAGCCAUCCCGACUUCGAGCCCCAAGUCCUCCCCGAGACCACCUGCGUCGACUACUCCGCCCUGCCCUCCGAGUCCCUCGACGCCCUGCGCCGCGGCCGCUUCGACUCCAUCGUCGACCCGCCCUUGGACGACGACGAAGCCCUGGACCCGGACUGCCUGUGCAUCGCCCUCGGCCGCCGCCACGCCUGGUCCCUCAUCCUCGACCUCGCCAACGGCACCAUCAUCUGGUACAGCAUGGACGGCGAGUGGGACCCCGAGGACCACGACCUCGGCCGCGUCCUCCCCGACGACUCGCCCCGCCGCGUCGCUCCCGACGACGGCCCCCGCGUGGCGCGCCCAACCCACCUACGAUCUCAAGUACUUUUUCGCCGACUUUUGCCGCGCCCGCCUCGCUUGCAUGCACUGGAUUCCUCACGUCGACGGCGAGAUCCGCUCCGUCGACCCCGCGAGGAGCUGGGCCGCGAGGAUGCGCUGCGCCGUCGCAUGUUGACGGAGGCUGGGUUUCCCGACGACUUUGAUCGGGACAAGUGGUUCGAGGACGAGGGCCACAGCCAGUUGUGA